Kockovaella imperatae is the source of this 2331-nucleotide messenger RNA. Its product is annotated as Six-hairpin glycosidase-like protein. The coding region runs from base 140 to 2248 and encodes 702 amino acids. The transcript is spliced from 11 exons. Gene Ontology annotation, molecular function: hydrolase activity, hydrolyzing O-glycosyl compounds. The record is from RefSeq and is a predicted model, not a curated record. Gene Ontology annotation, biological process: carbohydrate metabolic process. Lineage: Eukaryota; Fungi; Basidiomycota; Tremellomycetes; Tremellales; Cuniculitremaceae.
AACGUAUCCCCCUGCGGCCGGGUAUCAAUUGUAACAUCGUCGUCGUCGUAGAGCAGGGUCGGGUCAACAGCGACAGCGACAGAUCGAGCAGCUAGACACUUGCCAACGCGUUUGAUUUGUCGUGCACUGCCUCGCCGCCAUGUCCGACCGCUUCAAUGACCCCUCAAAGGAGCUGGAAGACUGCCAAGGCCACAUUGUCCGAGGUAUUCAGGACCAUGCGCUGAUCGGAAAUCUCAAGACAGCCGCCGUCGUCUCUCUGGAUGGAAGCAUCGAGUCGAUGUGUAUCCCCUACUUUGACUCCCCAUCGGUGUUUGCUCGUAUCGUCGAUUGUGACAAGGGAGGACACUUUUCGAUCAACCCGACUUGGAAGUACAAACCGAAACAGGCUUAUGCACCGAAUAGCAAUAUCCUAGUGACAAAGUUUCUCAGUGAUGAAGGGGUGGGCCAGUUGACCGAUCUACUGGUACCUAAAGGCGCCACACAUUCUGGCUCUCAGCGUCGAGCUCCACUACCUUGGCUCAUUCGAAAGGUCGAAUCGAUCCGGGGCAAGGUACCGUUCAGGCUGAAUUGCUCGCCCGCAUUCAACUAUUGCAGGGACAAGCAUACUGCGGAGCUCGUGAAAGAUGAUUCGAUGGUGCCUGGAUGUACGCAUGAGCACAAGGUCCUGUUCAAAUCGAAAGAUCUCGAGCUCGACCUGAGAUACUUGACCUACACCUCGGAUGACAGCGUCAAGCCGCCUCAAGUCGAGCUGGAGAUCGCCGAUAACACUGAGCGUGGACUGCUCGGGCCCAGUUGUAUGGCAACCUUUGAGUUGGAGGAAGGCCAAUGCGUCGUCUUCGUCCUCCGCCAAGUCGACGAAUGGAAGUAUCAGACGGAUCUCCAGGAGGAGAUUGCCAACCCAGACUCAGAACGCAUCAAAGACGUUGGCAUUGAUAGGCAGGCCAUCAUGGAAGCGGCGAGCAGUUUGAGACCGCCAGAGAACCCCCUCAUGACGAUUCGCCUGUUGGAAAGCCUGAUAUCCGAUACCCAAGUCUAUUGGCAGAAAUGGAUCUCUAAAUGUCGGUAUCGUGGCAAGUGGAGAGAGGCGGUCCAGCGAUCUGCUCUGGUUCUCAAGAUGCUUGUCUUUGAAGAAACAGGAGCGAUCAUCGCGGCGCCGACUUUUGCCUUGCCAGAACAUGUAGGAGGAUCGAGAAAUUGGGACUAUCGAUUCUCCUGGGUCAGAGAUACGAGUUUCUCCCUGUAUGCGUUGAUCCGUCUCGGUUUCACGGAAGAAGCCAACGCAUACGUUGAUUUCAUCUUGUCGCGACUCAAGGAUCGCAACUCGGAUGGAUCGCUGCAGAUCGUGUAUACCAUUCACGGUGGAAGAGACCUCGAGGAAAUUGAAUUGGACCACUUGCAAGGUCACAAGGGUUCAAAACCGGUGCGAAUCGGGAAUGGAGCAGCGGAUCAUCUCCAAUUGGACAUCUAUGGAGAGCUGUUGGACUGCAUCUAUCUCGCUCAAAAGUAUUCAAAGCCGUUAGCUUGGGAAUCUUGGGUGGCGGUUCGACAAGUCAUCGACUAUGUGUGCACGCAGGUCGAUUCGCAAGAUCUGUCCAUCUGGGAAGUCCGAGGCAAGAAGAAAAAUUUCUUAUACAGCAAGAUCAUGAUGUGGGUGGCGAUCGAUCGAGGUAUUCGUUUGGCCGACAAACGAUGCCUUCCUUGUCCAAACCGUCAGCACUGGCGAGAGGUGCGAGAUAAGCUGUACGAGGAUAUUCAAACGAAAGGAUGGAAUGCCGAGAAAGGUCAUUUUGGACAAUCUUACGAGGAUUUGGAUGCGCUCGACUCGGCAGUUUUGAUUAUGCCACUGGUCUUUUUCAUCUCUGCAGCUGAUCCACGAUUCACCUCGACCUUGGAGACCAUUCUCAAAACACCCGAGAAGGGCGGGCUCACAGCCAAUAUGAUGGUCUAUCGAUACAACACCGAGACGUCAGACGACGGUGUAGGUGGAGAAGAAGGUGCUUUCUCCCUAUGUACUCUUUGGGCCGUCGAGGCUCUCACCCGAGCAGGAGCGUACAAUCCAUCGUACCUGACCACAGCCGUGAACAUGUUCGAGAGCUUCCUCGGCUAUGGCAAUCACGUGGCAUUGUACAGCGAAGAGAUCUCCAGAGGUGGGGAGGGCUUGGGGAAUACGCCGCAGGGGUUCUCUCAUGUUACAUUGAUUUCCGCAGCGUUUAAUCUGGAUAGGGCAUUGAUGGGGAACAAUGCUUAGUACAUGUACAUUAUAGUGGCGCGUCUUGGAGGUAUCUCACCCAAUCCGAAAUGCCACAGUAUUAUCGUCGCAGAGAUCCGGAU